Molecule: messenger RNA, 914 nt
Organism: Meloidogyne enterolobii
Lineage: Eukaryota; Metazoa; Nematoda; Chromadorea; Rhabditida; Meloidogynidae
Source: the annotation of a GenBank genome assembly
UCCAAGAGCCGUUGCGCUUCAAUAGUAUUUGACAAACACGAACACAUUUGCCACUAUUUUUCUAUUGGUGGACUAGACAAUGUUGUACCCGAAAAAGGAUUUGUUUAUUUAAGCCUUAUAUCUAAAGAGUGUAUUGUUGGCUCAGAAGAAGAUAAAUCGGAAGCAAAUCAAGAGAACAGAAAAAACACAACAAACACAUCAACACCCACAGCCACAACAACAACAACAAUAUCACCACCUCCCCCUCCUUCCUCUCCAAUAAUUGUAACACCCAAGAAAUACAACAGAGAGAAUCAAAGCAUUAUCGAGCCUACUAUCGAGAAGCAACAAAUUUCAAAAUUUUCUAAACAAGAAGUUGAACAAUUUUUGUUGAAUGAGGAACACUUUACAACGAUGAUAACAACCGAGAAACCAUUGGAGGAAACAGAAGCUGAAGGUAAAAAAGUUUUUUUUGUUUAAAAGGUCAGAGUUGAAGCCUUAAAAUGUCCAAAAUCCAAGACGUCCCAACCUCAAAACCCCUCAAACCCCCAAAACGCCCCAACCCUCAAACCAGCCCUCCCCCAAAAAAUAUCAAAAAACCCCUCCUUUCAUCAAUUUCAGAUUCGAUCAGUUUUCUAGAAGAAAUUGAUAGAGAAUUAAGAGAAAAGGAAGAAGAAAAUCCAGAAGAAUCAGAAGAGGGACUGGAAGCUCGAUUAAAAGAAGAACAAAAUUUAAUAAUAAUUCCAACCCUUUCAAUGCUUAAAAUAAAGAAAAGGAUAAAAAAUGAAGAAGAAGAAUUAAAAGAAAUUAGAAGACAUCCAAGACUAGACAAUUAUAUCAACAAUAAAAACAAUAGAGUUGAUAAUUAUUUGAUUAAACAACAAAAUCGAGUUGGAAAAAUAAAUAAAUUAAAAGAAGAAAAUGAAGGUUUUUAG